AUUCACACGCAGGGGAGCAGUCGGACAGAGAGCACCGCCGCCACUCCGUGUGACCAGCGUGGAAAUGUGCCCAAGUUGUGGAAUUUAAAACCAUGGCGGGGAUAUCAACCCUCAGGAUCACUUAGACGCGGCUCCUACCUUGUGCCUCUUUGGAUGAUGUUCCCGAUGACUGCUCACAACUCUGAAAACCGGACAGUGGACCAAUAGGAGUUUUGAUUCCCCUUCCCUGCUCCUUCUCCCUCCCUUAAGCUCUCCUUUCUUAUUCUUUAAUAGUGGAGGAGGCAAAGACCUAAAUCCUGACUUGGAUCUAGGUAGCAGAGAUUGUUCUCCUUCUCCUUCUUCCUUUCUCCUCCCCCACCCCCCAAGGCCUUGCCUCUGGGCACUUCAGAAAUGUGUCCUCUCUCUCGGACUUUAGCCUUCCCUGGCCAGGGGAACUUGCUCCUCCUGUUGGGGGUUAUACUCCUCAUGGUCCCGUCACUCGCUGGAGGUCAACCCCCAACCUUCAAACGCUUUGCUCCCCCUGACAGUUUUCUUACACAUCUGGCAAUCCACAACAAAACUGGAGAGGUCUAUGUGGGAGCCUUCAACUGGAUUUUUAAGCUGUCCAGCAACCUGACUAAACUGCGCAGCCACAUGACCGGGCCAGUGUUGGACAAUGAAAAAUGCUACCCUCCACCCAGUGUCCAGUCUUGUCCUUAUGACCUUGCCCAAACCCCCAACGUGAACAAGCUGCUUCUUAUAGACUAUGCCCAAAACCGCCUCAUUGCCUGCGGCAGCACCUCACAGGGCAUCUGUCAGUUUUUACGUCUAGAUGAUCUCUUUAAGCUCGGUGAGCCUCACCACCGUAAGGAACACUACCUUUCCAGUGUGGCAGAGUCGGGGACCAUGUCGGGAGUCAUCAUAAGCUCUCCCCAAAACCCUACUAGCAAGCUGUUUAUUGGAACCCCCAUUGAUGGAAAAUCGGAGUACUUCCCAACACUGUCCAGUCGCAAACUGAUGAAGAAUGAAGAAGACGCAGACAUGUUCAGCUUUGUGUAUCAGGAUGAGUUUGUCUCCUCUCAGCUAAAAAUCCCCUCGGACACUCUAUCCAAGUUUCCUGCUUUUGACAUCUAUUAUGUGUACAGCUUCAGUAGUGAACAGUUCGUCUACUAUCUAACAAUGCAGCUAGACACCAAACUGACCUCAACCGACGGCAGUGGGGAGCAGUUCUUCACCUCCAAAAUUGUCCGCCUUUGCAUGGACGACCCCAAGUUUUACUCUUAUGUUGAGUUCCCCAUCGGAUGCACCAAAGACGGGAUAGAGUACCGCCUGCUGCAGGACGCUUUCCUGGCUCGACCAGGCCGGCAGCUUGCAAAUUCUUUGGGGAUUUCUGAGAAUGAAGACAUUCUCUUUACGGUUUUCUCUCAGGGUCAGAAAAAUCGGGAAAAGCCACCCAAAGAAUCUGCAAUGUGCCUGUUUACCCUGAGGAAGAUAAAGGAGAAGAUCAAAGAACGUAUUCAGUCCUGCUACAGAGGAGAAGGGAAGCUCUCUUUACCCUGGCUGCUUAAUAAGGAGCUCGAGUGCAUCAACUCGCCUCUACAGAUAGACGAUAACUUCUGUGGUCAGGACUUCAACCAACCUCUUGGAGGAAUCAGCACCAUCGAGGGCACCCCUCUCUUCAUAGACAAGGAUGACGGCAUGACUUCUGUGGCUGCCUAUGACUACCAUGGCAACACAGUGGCGUUUGUUGGUACCCGCAAUGGAAAACUAAAGAAGAUCCUGGUGAACUCUGUGAGCUCCAACCGCCCGGCCGUUCCGUAUGAGAAGGUGACCGUCAGCGAAGGAGGGAGCCCUCUCCUCAGAGACCUGCUGUUCAGCCCUGACCUGCAGCACAUCUACACUCUGACUGACAGACAGGUGGUGAGGGUUCCAGUAGAGAGCUGCGAGCAGUACACCACUUGUGGGGAGUGUUUGGGCUCCAGAGACCCUCACUGUGGCUGGUGUGUUCUCCACAACAUAUGUUCUCGUAAGGACCGUUGUGAACGAGCAACCGAGCCCCAGAGGUUUGCAUCUGACCAGAGAGAGUGCGUGGAGCUUACAGUUCAGCCAAGAAAUAUAUCUGUCACCAUGUCUGAAGUUCAGCUGGUCCUCCAGGCUCGUAAUGUGCCCGAUCUGUCAGUGGGGGUUAACUGCUCCUUCGAGGACUACGUGGAGACAGAGGGACGAAUUCAGGGUGGACACAUCUAUUGCUUGUCUCCUUCUGCGAGGGACAUCGCCCCCAUCACCAGGAACAAAGGGGACAAGCGGGUGGUGAAGCUCUACCUUAAGUCCAAGGAGACGGGCAAAAAGUUUGCCAGCGUUGACUUUGUCUUCUACAACUGCAGUGUCCACCAAUCCUGCCUAUCCUGUGUGAAUGGCUCCUUCCCAUGCCAUUGGUGCAAGUACCGCCACAUGUGCACCCAGAAUGCCUAUGAUUGCUCUUUCCAGGAAGGACGUGUCAACCAUUCUGAGGAUUGUCCCCAGAUUCUGCCAUCAACCCAGAUUUACAUGCCGGUCGGAGUCACCAAAUCGAUCACCUUGGCAGCCAGGAACCUUCCCCAACCUCAGUCCGGACAGAAGCCCUACGAGUGCGUCUUUGACAUUCAGGGUCAGACCUACAACGUGGCUGCACUGCGCUUCAACAGCACCUCCAUCCAGUGCCAGAAAAUGGCGUAUAAUUAUGAGGGCAGUGAUAUCAGCGACCUUCCCGUAGAUCUGUCUGUGGUUUGGAAUGGAAACUUUGUCAUCGACAACCCCUACAACAUUAAAGCUCACCUGUAUAAAUGCUAUGCGCUAAGAGACAGCUGCGGGAUGUGUCUGAAGGCAAACGCCAGGUUCGAGUGUGGUUGGUGUGUAGGAGACAAGAAGUGCUCCCUCAGACAGGAGUGCACUACCCCCGAGAGCGUCUGGAUGCACGCUGCAACUGGAAACGCCCGCUGUGCUCACCCAAAGAUCACAAAGCUUGUUCCAGAAACGGGGCCCAGACAGGGAGGCACUAUGCUGACUAUCACCGGUGAAAACCUGGGUCUGCAGUUUAAGGACAUCGAAAAUGGAGUGCGCAUCGGGAAGGUGGCAUGCAACCCUCAGCCGGACAAAUACAUCAGCCCUGAGCGGAUCGUGUGCCGACUGAAUGAUGCCACGGGUUACAGAGUGCAGGAUGCCCAGGUGGAGGUCUGCGUAAGGGACUGCAUCCACCCUGACUACAAAGCUGUUUCACCUAAAGCCUUCACCUUUGUGUCUCCAUAUUUUAACCGCGUUCACCCAUCCGCCGGCCCUCUGUCUGGAGGAACAAGGAUCACCAUUGAAGGCAGUCAUCUUAAUGCAGGCAGUGCCGUAGCUGUGAAGAUCGGCCUUCACAAUUGUACCUUUGAAAGGCGGACCAGCAAGGAGAUUGUGUGUGUAACACCGGCUGGACAGGCAACAGGCCCCACUCCAGUUAUGGUUGACAUCAACGCUGCAGAGCUGAGAAACCCUGAGGUCAAGUUCAACUACACGGACGAUCCCACCAUUCUCAAGAUCGAACCCGACUGGAGUAUCGCCAGCGGAGGCCUGUUGCUGACCAUAACUGGAACCAAUCUGGCCACCAUCAAAGAGCCCAAAAUGAGAGCCAAAUACGGAGCGGCACAGUCACAAAAUAACUGCACGGUUCUCAACAACACCGUCAUGAUUUGCCUGGCGCCCUCUGUGGCCAAAUCGGACCGAGGCUUCUCUGAGAUGGGAACCAGUCCUGACGAGAUCGGGUUCGUCAUGGACGGCGUGCGCUCCGUACUGGUGAUCAACGAGACCUUCAGCUACCACCCAGAUCCGGUCUUUGAGUCUCUGAGUCUCAGCGGCAUAUUGGAGCUGAAGCCCAGCUCGCCACUCAUACUCAAGGGUCGUAACCUAAUUCCUGCAGCCCCAGGAAACACUAAGCUGAACUACACGGUGCUGAUCGGAGACACGCCCUGCGCCCUCACCCUGUCUGAGAGCCAGCUGCUGUGUGAAUUGCCUACAUUAACUGGGGAGCACAAAGUCACAGUCCGUGUCGGUGGCUUUGAGCAUUCACUUGGGACUCUGCAGAUCUACUCCGACACUCUUCUCAGCACGCCUGCCAUCAUCGGCAUUACACUAGGCGGCAGCCUGCUUCUGCUGGUCAUCAUUGCGGUUCUGAUCGCGUACAAGAGGAAGUCGAGGGACGCCGACCGCACCCUGAAGCGUUUGCAGAUGCAGAUGGACAAUCUGGAGUCGAGGGUGGCCCUGGAGUGCAAAGAAGCCUUUGCAGAGUUGCAGACAGACAUCCAUGAACUGACGCAGGAGCUGGACGGAGCAGGAAUCCCCUUCCUGGACUACCGCACAUACGCCAUGAGGGUCCUCUUUCCUGGGAUUGAGGACCAUCCUGUACUCAAGGAGAUGGAGGUCCAAGCCAAUGUGGAGAAGGCCCUGACGUUGUUCGGCCAGCUACUGACCAAAAAGCACUUCUUGCUGACAUUCAUCCGCACGCUGGAAGCUCAGAGGUCCUUCUCCAUGCGAGAUAGAGGCAACGUUGCUUCUCUCAUCAUGACAGCCCUGCAGGGGGAGAUGGAGUACGCCACGGGUGUCCUCAAACAGCUCCUGUCUGACCUUAUCGACAAAAACCUGGAGAGCAAGAACCACCCCAAGCUGCUUCUCAGGCGGACGGAGUCUGUAGCUGAGAAGAUGCUCACCAACUGGUUCACCUUCCUGCUGUACAAGUUCCUCAAGGAAUGUGCUGGUGAGCCUCUCUUCAUGCUGUACUGCGCCAUGAAGCAGCAAAUGGAAAAAGGUCCCAUAGAUGCAAUCACAGGAGAAGCCCGCUAUUCUCUCAGCGAGGAUAAACUCAUCAGACAACAAAUUGACUACAAAACUUUGACGCUGCACUGUGUGAAUCCAGAGAACGAAAAUGCCCCCGAAGUGACAGUUAAGACCCUUAACUGUGACACAGUGACUCAGGUGAAGGAAAAACUGCUGGACGCUGUGUACAAGGGGACCCCCUACUCCCAGAGACCAAAAGCCUCAGAUAUGGAUCUUGAGUGGCGGCAGGGCAGGAUGGCACGGAUCAUCCUUCAGGACGAGGACGUCACCACAAAGAUCGAUAACGACUGGAAGAGACUCAACACUCUAGCUCACUACCAGGUGACGGAUGGCUCAGUGAUCGCCCUGGUGCCCAAACAGAACUCGGCCUACAACAUCUCCAACUCCUCCACGUUCACCAAGUCCCUCAGCAGAUAUGAGAGCAUGCUGAGGACAGCCAGCAGCCCAGACAGCUUGCGCUCCCGAACACCCAUGAUCACCCCUGAUCUGGAGAGCGGCACCAAGCUGUGGCAUCUAGUAAAGAACCACGACCACUCAGACCAAAGGGAGGGGGACCGGGGGAGCAAGAUGGUCUCAGAGAUCUACCUGACCAGACUGCUCGCCACUAAGGGUACCCUCCAGAAGUUUGUGGAUGAUUUGUUUGAAACCAUCUUCAGCACAGCUCACCGCGGCAGCGCCUUGCCCCUCGCCAUUAAAUACAUGUUUGACUUCCUGGAUGAGCAGGCGGACAAACACUCAAUAACAGACCCUGACGUACGGCACACCUGGAAGAGCAACUGCCUUCCGCUGAGGUUCUGGGUGAAUGUAAUAAAGAACCCACAGUUUGUCUUUGACAUCCACAAGAACAGCAUCACAGAUGCCUGCCUGUCUGUGGUGGCUCAGACUUUCAUGGACUCGUGUUCAACAUCGGAGCACAAACUGGGAAAGGAUUCUCCUUCUAACAAGCUGCUGUACGCUAAAGACAUCCCCAACUAUAAGAACUGGGUUGAAAGGUACUAUUCGGACAUCUCCAGGAUGCCUGCCAUCAGUGACCAGGACAUGAGUGCCUACCUGGCGGAGCAGUCCCGGCUGCAUGCCAACCAGUUUAACAGCAUGUCAGCUCUACACGAGAUCUACUCCUAUAUAGUCAAGUACAAAGAUGAGAUCUUGUCAGCUUUGGAGCGGGACGAGCAGGCGAGGAGACAGAGACUGAGGAGCAAGCUGGAGCAGGUCAUCGACACAAUGGCCCUGGCCAGCUGAGGACAAUCCACCUGCUCCCUCUCCUCACUGCUCUCCUCCAUCUGUUGCUCUGUCUCCCUCGCUCCUCUCAGACAACAAACAAACAAACAGACAGAAAAAGGUCCAACCCCCAGAAACACGGACUGCUAAAGUACCGCGGCAGUAUACUCCAGACUUGGGGUGGGGUUCGGCGGAGAUGGGCGGGCCUGUGUACGCUUACAUGUGUAUGUUUGUGUUCGUCUGCAGCCCCGGCGCAGCAUCUGGGCUUUUGUCUGUGUGAGAGACUCGGACUCCGGACAUUUUUCACACCUGCGUCAAAUGGAGAACAAGUCCCCCGAUAGCGUGUGAUUAUCGUGGAUGUUGGUGUUUGUGAUUUGCCUGAGUUUUGUUUUUCUUUUUCUGGGGGUAUUUUAGAAGAAGAUGUCCUUAUGACACUGAUGAUGAUCAGGAAAAAGCUCAGACACUCCAAACAUGGCGUCACCAACAGAGUGGACCAAUCUGUUAGAGCCAAUGGAGACCGGCUCUGAAGGUCAUGUGAUUCGUCACGCUUUUCUUUUUCUUUUCUUUUUUGUAUAAAUGUAAUCAACUGCCCACUCUCUGAUCUCUCGCCACUUGUAUUACUGCUGAAUUUGCACAAUUUACAGAAACGUUACAAAGCAAGACUAUAUAGAUAUUAUAUAUAGAUACAGUUUUUAAAGAAAGAUUAGAGAGGAAAACAUUUUUGUUGUUUCUUUUUUUUUGUUGAAUCCGGUACAAUUUAAAAACAAAACAGUGAGACAUGAUUUGAUAUUUCAAGUACAAAAGAAAUGACUCCAAGUAGGCAGAAAAUGAAUGAAAAUCUAAAUAAAAAAAUUGUACUGUGCCAUGUUUUCUUUGAAUGUUGUUAAGUGCAAAGACAUUUUGUUAGAUGGAAUGUGAUACAGUCUGUUUUUCUUUUUAUAUGAACAUUGCUUAGUGACUGAAAAGAGCUGAUUGGGAUCAUUGUUGAACGUGGAAGUAAAUAUAGCGGCGGACAAAAACUUCAUUAAAAUGCUGUUUUGAUUCAGACGGUUUUAUAAAGCCAAAUAUGAGGCCAUUGUUACUUUGCUGUUAGCUUCUAGCUCCUCAGCUGCUCCUCCAGGAUCGAGAAAAGAUACCUGAUCUUUUUCUUUUAGCGACUCAACAAUGAAGUAGCAACAUUGCACUACCUAAAACAUUUAGCUGUAGUUUCCCCAAUGUUUCCACCAUGUGGUUGAACUGGUCACUAAUGAGUAAGUGGUUAACUGUUUUCAGUAAUGGGAGAAAAAAAAAAAGUGUAUACAUAAUUAGGAUUCAUCAGAGUAAUAGUUUUCAAGUAUUUAUUUCUGUUAAAUAUGUUUAUCCCUGCUUAUGAAAACAAAAUGGUUACAGGAAAAACACUUGCGGCUUCUUUUUCAAUGUGACACAGGGGCUGUCGGUCCCAAUAUUUCUGUUGCGUUAUUAGCUUGCUUUAAAGGCGAUUUAAGUUAUUCUAGAUUGGUAGCGCUGGAGUCUGACAUCUUUGUCUCGGCAAUUCCCCGUAGAUUCUGCGCUGACCUUUGACCUGGGGAGGUCUCUUACUCUCCCCUCCAUCUCAAAACUCCUGGACCUUGAUUUCUAAAUAAAAUAAAAGAUUUUCUUUCCUUUGAGAAGACAAGGGGCUUCCUUUUUUCUUUAGAUGCCUCUAAUGUCGAUGAGUCAUAUGACUCAGGUGUCCUGAAAACAUCUGUCUGAAGCACCGACUCUAGUCGCUGUCCAAACCCUAAAAUGCACCUUCCCUUAUCAUCAAGGUUUCUUUUGUUGCGUGUCCACCUUUUCCUACCAGACUGUUUUUUUUUCUCCUUUCCACUCAGUUUCCCCCCAGCAUCCUUGUAGACAGCUCUUAUCAAUUACCUAAUUUCUGCAACAAACUUGCUUUUUUUUUUUUUUCGAGGGGUGGAAUAAUGCUGUCAGUCUCCCUUAUGACCCAGAAGCCCAUAUGAUAUCAUUCUGUAUUAAAAAAAAAAAAUUUAUUUGGUUAUUAGUAUUAUUUUUCUGUGAGAAGCGACAUGUUUUAUUUGCAUUAAUCCUUAUGGUCAAAAUGCACAGGAAUAAACUAUUGAAAUCUAUCACUCUGCAUACAGGGAAUCUUUUGUAAUCUUUUUUUUUUCUUGGUGGUCUGAUUUACUGUGAUGCAACAAUCAUGAUUCCACAAGUCAUCAGUUUAUUUUUGCAAAGUUCUUAAAGAUUUGUCCAACUAAUGAGCACAGCCAAACUCUCUCUGUUUGCAGACUACUGUUAGGAGUUCAGGUAGCAUUUAGCUGAGCCCCUUAGAAGCAAAACGAAGUCAAAAAAGCUGUUUUUAGCCUCCAGCUAAUAUUCUCCAGCAUUCCUCAGUGUUAAUAUCCACAUAAAGAAGGCACGAGAAAUACAUAUAUAGGGAGCAUUCUGCUCACCUCCAACUUCUACAUUUAAAAGAUGGGUUUCAGUUUUGCCUCCAUGCUGAGAUGGUGGAAGCAGCUCUGUUGAUUAGCCACAUCAGACGGAGUAAUCCUCCUCUCAGCCUGCAGCUCUUGUUUUAAAACUAGUCUGUUGCCACAUGUGGCUUAAGCUUUUUUAUAUUUCUUUUCCUCCUUAAGAAGAUUUUUUUUUUUUUUUUAAGUCUUGGCGUUAGUUUUUGACUUUGUGCUAAGAAUUUUUUUUCUUGCUCGCCGAUAAACCAAACUGUGGUCUGUAAAAUGUUUUUGUUAAUGUUUAAUUUGUAAAUUGUAUACUUUUUUCAUAAUGAACAAAUGUGCUUCUCCAUUCAUAUCCCCUUUUGUUUUUUUGUUUCAAUCAUGUAAAUUGUAUAUUUUUACGGUACAUGGAAGAGAAAAACUUCCUUCAGCUUGCAGGAAGUUGAAGUACUUGACCGAACUCUCGGGUUUUGUUUUUCCUGAUCUGAAGGAUCGGAUUGAAACGGUUCAUCGGGUCAGAUGAACCUCGGUGUCGUCAUGAUGGAAAUGUGAGUUGCUGCUUUAACUCUUGUUCCUUUUUUUUUUUUUUUUUUUCUACCCAACUUCAGGGCUUUCAUCAUAAAUGCUGUCACUGUUCAACCCCAAAAUGUCUGUGAAUCGACAUGCAUAUCAACCUUUGUUUAUUUUUUAUUUUCUUAACUGGAAACUUGUUUGAACUUGAUUGUUUACCCUGUUGACUGAAAACAAGCAGGCCUUUCCAUGCAAUAGUAAAAAAAUCACCUCUUUUUGAUUUAAAUAUUGGCUCUUAAGAUUUCCUGUUAAAUGGAAUAUGUAAAGAAUGAAAAACAUUUAAAGGAAUCUGGUUUGUGCAAUAUGCGUUCCUUUGCGGCGUCGGCAGCGGGCGUUUUGGAUAAGGACAUGGCUCUCUGCCCAGGACGUGGUUCUCUUAGAGGGCAGCAGAGGCUAUCCAAGGCAGUCAAAAAUGUUAGUGCGCCCC
Cyprinodon tularosa is the source of this 9474-nucleotide messenger RNA. Its product is annotated as plexin-A1-like. Gene Ontology annotation, molecular function: protein binding; semaphorin receptor activity. The record is from RefSeq and is a predicted model, not a curated record. Gene Ontology annotation, biological process: regulation of GTPase activity; regulation of cell shape; regulation of cell migration. NCBI's taxonomy places the organism in Eukaryota, Metazoa, Chordata, Actinopteri, Cyprinodontiformes, Cyprinodontidae. Bases 391 to 6066 code for a protein of 1891 amino acids. Gene Ontology annotation, cellular component: semaphorin receptor complex. The transcript has 32 exons.